AUGUUGGCUCAUUUUCGAGAAGACUUACCUAUAGUCGUGGCCACUGAUGCAUCAUCGUAUGGGGUGGGAGCCGUGCUUUCACACAUCAAUCCAGACGGGACUGAGCAGCCGAUCGCCUUUGCCUCCAAAACACUCAACCGACAUCAAGAAAACUACAGCCAAAUUGAAAAGGAGGGCUUGGCGAUAAUAUUCGGAGUCAAAAAAUUUCAUCAGUUUCUAUACGGGCAGAAGUUUACGCUGAUCACGGAUCACAAACCAUUAGUCAGCAUAUUUAGUCCCGAUAAAAACCUCCCAACAAUGACGGCUCAACGUAUCCAGCGAUGGGCUAUUACGCUCAUGGGGUACCAAUUUCAAAUAAAAUAUCGCAAAACAACAAAUCACGCAAACGCUGACGCAUUAUCGAGAUUACCAUCGGGUCCAGAUGAAGACUUCGACAAUGGUGAAAUUAACCAAGUUGUCGCUAUACAAACUCCAAUUGAUAUUGAGGUCAUACGAAAAAGCACCAACAGCGACAAAAUACUACGAAGAGUUAAAGAAUAUAUUCAGAAAGGAUGGCCGCAUAAGUUGUGUCCAAACGACCAGGAUCUCCGGCCAUAUUUCAAUCGUAAGUUGUCCUUGAUUACUCAAAAUGACUUGAUUUUAUUACAGAGUGAUGUCACACGGGUUACUAUUCCAUACUUAUUACGUGAUCAAGUUUUGCGUCGGCUUCAUGAUGGACAUUGGGGUGUGGUAAAAAUGAAACAACUAGCACGACAACAUUGUUGGUGGGAUGGCAUCGAUAAUGAUAUAGCGAGAAUAGCAGCUGGAUGCGAAAACUGCAAACUAGCGGGUCCAAGUGAUCGGCGGGAAUAUUCAAGCUGGCCUGAACCACAAGCACCUUGGCAGAGGGUUCACAUUGAUUUUGCUGGUCCGGUAUUUGGUUCUAUGUGGCUUCUGUGCAUAGACGCGUUCUCGCAAUUUCCAUUUGUUUACAAACUAGCAAAUACAACGACGGAAUCAACGAUUUUCGCAUUAACUACCCUUUUUGCUAGUGAAGGUUUGCCAGAAACUAUAGUAAGUGACAAUGGCCCACAACUUACGGCCGAUGCGUUCAAAACAUUCUGUCACCAAAAUGCUAUUAAGCACAUUACGAUUGCACCGUUUCACCCACCUUCUAAUGGACUGGCUGAAAGAUUUGUGCGUACUUUUAAAACAGCCGUAAAAAAGAACAUAGAUGACGGCUUGCAAGUAAAUGAAUCGGUUCUAAAAUUUCUUUCAUCCUAUCGCACUAUGCCAAACGCAAAAGGCAUAUCACCAGCACAUCUUUUACAUGGUCGUCCUGCACGUACUCUCUUUUCGCAAAUGUUUUCAGUGGAAAAUGACAAAAAUGACUUUAAACAAACUUCAACCAAAUUUUCAUCUAACGAAAGUGUCUAUAUUCGAAACUAUGGCCGCGGAGAAAAAUGGUUAAAAGGGGUCGUGGACAGACAUCUUGGAAAAGUCAUGUACGUAGUAAGAACUAGUAUGGGCUACUUUAAACGACAUCAAAAUCAAAUGAAAUCUCGCCAUCUUAACGACGCCAAACCAGUUGAAGACAGCAGAGGAGGACCUAAUUCAGUUACCAAUAUAUUGCUACCUGAUACUAUGGUGGAUACUGCUAAUGAGCAGUAUCAGGAACAACCAAGAAGUCCACUAGAAGUGCGUCGAAGUGGCCGUAUUCGUAGAUCGGUACACCGCUACCAAGCUGAAGAUUUUCGUAAUUAA
Messenger RNA from Anastrepha ludens (Mexican fruit fly), 1743 nucleotides. RefSeq lists its product as uncharacterized. Gene Ontology annotation, biological process: DNA integration. Bases 1 to 1743 code for a protein of 580 amino acids. The transcript has a single exon. NCBI's taxonomy places the organism in Eukaryota, Metazoa, Arthropoda, Insecta, Diptera, Tephritidae. The record is from RefSeq and is a predicted model, not a curated record. Gene Ontology annotation, molecular function: nucleic acid binding.